This is a messenger RNA of Drosophila rhopaloa, 903 nucleotides long. RefSeq names its product UPF0389 protein CG9231. NCBI's taxonomy places the organism in Eukaryota, Metazoa, Arthropoda, Insecta, Diptera, Drosophilidae. The record is from RefSeq and is a predicted model, not a curated record. Bases 90 to 470 code for a protein of 126 amino acids. The transcript has 2 exons.
GAUAUCUUAUGUUACAGCGACUAAACAGAAUUGCAUAAAAUUCCGGUUUUCUUUCGACAUUUUGCAGUUAAAGAAUAAUACUAUUGAAAAUGCUUAACAAAGUAGCUUUAAUUGGAGCCAUGGUGCGGCGAUCCUUCGGAACCAGCCAGAUGAUGCGGGAGACGUUAAAAAACCAUGAGCCGAACAAUCUGGAAAGGCGAAUGUUGGUUUGGACCGGGAAAUACAAGACACAGGCUGAAGUUCCCAAUUUUGUGAGUCAGGAUGUCAUGGAGCGCUGCCGCAACAAAAUGCGCAUUCGUCUGGCUAAUAUUAUGAUCGCCCUAACUGCCAUCGGUUGUGCCAUAAUGGUAUAUAGUGGCAAACAGGCCGCCAAACGAGGUGAAUCCGUUACCAAGAUGAAUCUCGAGUGGCACAAUCAGUUCAAGGAUCCCAAGGAGGGCGAAGGAGCAGCUGCUCCGGCUGCCAAAUAGGAAACUACACCACCAAGCCAUUCGCCUACAAACAUUACAGCUGUCCAAGUUUCUGUUUUCAAUUCCGAUCGAAAUUGGUGGAAACACAAUUAAAAAGUUAAUAGUGCACUGCCAUUAGGGCUUUACCCUUUCUGCUAAAUUAAAAUUAUUUUGUAGUACCUCUCUCAAAUAGUUCCUCAAAACCGAAGAUUAUAAAAAGUUUAAUACACUUUAUUUAAGGCCUAUUUAGCCAAUAUUAUUUGGAAUUGAAAACUGAAACAGGGUCAAAUCUUUUAGUUUCUCUUUGGUUUAGAAAACAUUUUGUCCUAAGCAUGUACACAUGCCAUUACCUUGCUAGAUAUUCAGUGAUAUUUGUAAACUCAAAGUUAGUUGUAUUACCAAAGUUAAUAAAUAUUUUAUGAGAAAAUGGUCUAGGGUGCUAAAAUUUUAAAAA